This is a messenger RNA of Trypanosoma theileri, 1467 nucleotides long. RefSeq lists its product as uncharacterized. Lineage: Eukaryota; Euglenozoa; Kinetoplastea; Trypanosomatida; Trypanosomatidae. The transcript has a single exon. Bases 1 to 1467 code for a protein of 488 amino acids. The record is from RefSeq and is a predicted model, not a curated record.
AUGAGCGUCGUUGUGCAGCUCGUCGUUGCGUUGACGGGACUUCGCUUCUUCUUUGAGGUGCGACAUCAGAAGUCCCCCUCUCUUUUGGCGAGUUCCUCUGUUUCGUUGUUGUCACAAACGAAUAUCACCACAUCGACGAAUGUUUUUGUUUCAGACAUUAUGGCGUAUAUCCACAAUUUCCGGUUUUCACCAGUGGGAAACAGUAAUAGUGUUAGUGUUGGAAGUAUAGAUGGAAAUAAGAAGAGUUAUGUUGAGUUAUUUGACUACAACUCUCUUCAACCUCUUUAUCCUAAUGAUAUAGUGGAAGAUAGACAGAAGUUGUUGCUCUUUGCCCCACCCGCUUUCUCUGAAUUGAUAAGCGAACAGUUAAGUCAUCGCUGUCGUCCAGCUGAAGGGGAAAGUCAAGGCACGAGUAUUGAAGAUGAAGAACGUUGGCAGAAUCUCCGACAGGCCAUAUCAGCACUUCAAGUGCCUCUCACACUUCAUCAGCAAAUAAUGGAGAGAGAGAUGGAGGCAUGUGCGGAACUGCUUACAAAUACAGAAGAACAAUUUGUUCUCUCAAAAGAAAACAUUCAUGCUGCCCUUGAAAGGGCAGAAAGUAUUAAACUCUUUUACCGUCCAGAUACGCAUGCAACUGAGCUUAUAGAUAGAAGACAUCUUCAUAUCGCACUUCAACAAGGUGAGGUAAAAUUAAAAGAAGCUGCCAAAUCCCUUGAGAGUGCACGGGCCAUGGCUCCAACAGUUGUUGAGGCUAUCAAGGCUGAGAUACAAGUCGUUUCAGAUCUUGAAAAGAUGCCAGCAUGGCAGAGUUACACUACCGCAGCAGCGGAUAAAAAUGAUGAAUCAUCCAUUAUUCAGUUAAUGCAAGAAGUAGUGCGUAAAGUUCAAGUGGUGCGAACUAUUAUAAGUGAUAUUGCAUUAAUUACGAAACGACAACAAAAGUGUCGUCAUUACUGUGCUGCUAUUGUAGAUCAUGUUAUUCAACAUCAUAAACGAUUGGUUCUUCUCCCAGAAGGACUAGAAGCAGCACGAGAAGUUUUACAUCGUCGUAUUAUUUUACGACGUGCCGCUCGUCGUUUAUUGGUCCCACUUGAAGCGGAACACCGUGCAACAGAGAUGUGCAUUCAUCAAUUUGCAGAAAAAUGGGGACAGUGGUUGCCUGAAUCACUCUUUAAAGCUGUCGCCUCACCACUCCCACCACUCUAUCCACAAGAUGAUACCAUUGCACAGGAGAUGGAUAGUUUAUUUGUGGACUUGCAGGAAGAUGCAACGGAGGAAUUGCUCGCCGCUAUUGGCACUGUAUCAUCAUCAUCAGAUAAUAUGGAGCAAUACAUGCUUCAACAGAGAUUGGCGGAAGUGGAGAGAGAAUUGCAGAGGUGUAAGGCAUUACUGGAAGUGGCUGCGGUGGAGAAGGCAGAACUUAUGUGUGCGUUAAAUCAAAAUAAUACCACGUCGUCAUCUGCGUAA